Molecule: messenger RNA, 240 nt
Organism: Colletotrichum higginsianum IMI 349063
Lineage: Eukaryota; Fungi; Ascomycota; Sordariomycetes; Glomerellales; Glomerellaceae
Exons: 2
Coding region: 1-240 (79 amino acids)
Source: RefSeq, a predicted model, not a curated record
AUGGUUUACCACUUCCUCCCUCUUGUCACCGCGUCGCUCGCAGCUUUCGCUGCCGCCUCACCCAUCGGCGUCAAACCUCGACAGUCCAAUCAUCAAGGCAUUCAGGCCGUAGACCAUGACUACGGGAUGUCCGCGGCCUCCAAGAUGAUUCCGGGCGUUGGCACCAACUGGAAGUGCAUCACCAGGAUUGACGACAAGUGGUUAGCCUGGCGGUUCGGGUUCCGCCCCAAACCCUCUUGA